GAUGUCGAUCUGAAGGGUUUGCUCACCUACUUUGGUUUUCCGACACCAACGAGAACCGUAAUGUCCCAAGUUGCCCGCAUCCUCCUUGUAUCGGAUGUACACUCAAAGGUCGAUAAUGUUCAUCGCCUGGCAAUGUGCCUGCAGCGACGGAAUGUGAAGCCAGAUUUGAUUGUACUCUGUGGAGAUUUGGUAAACAGCAAUCAUGACUACGAUUCUUUCUCAUUAUCGUCGGGGAUCUCUACGAGUCGAAAGGAUGCCAGCUCGAACCCGACUAUUAGUAGCCCGUUCCAGGAGGCCGCCGAUACCUUGGCACGAAUGCGCCGACAGCAAGAAGAAACAGAGUUCCGAGCUAUACUUCACGGCUUGGGAGGAGUAUCCAAGAAUAUCUUUUACAUACCUGGCAAUCACGAUCCAUCCGAAGCGUUCCCCGACAUGCACCCCACCACUUCGGUUACAGCAGACGAAACCGAGACUUCAGCUGCAGCCCGUCCGUUGUGGUAUCGCAUGCAAGUGGCCACGGGUGCUAUCAAUUUCCAUCAGCGCCUAGUACGCUUGGCACCAAAUCUAAUACUGGCUGGCUUUGGUGGAUCGGUUCCCCAAACAUUACGAGGACACCAAAAGAUUGUCCACGCUGGAUAUCCAUACACUGAAAAACAGAUGAGACAAGGGGUGCAUGCUUUGCUAAAACAAAAGCGACCCAUGCUGCCAAAUGUUCAAGAUGUCAUCAAAAGUGGCUAUGAUAGAUCAAAAGCGAUUCCACCCAAUAAUGAUCCUGAUGUUCACAUUUUGGUGACACACUGUGGGCCAGCCAGCACUGGGACCACCGAUAUAAACAAAACUCCGUUUGAUGAGAAAACAACUCGAUUGGAGUCCGGUAGUCGUGAACUGCAAGAGCUGCUGUCAUCUCGAUUCUAUCAGGGUGUCGAAGAAGUUCCUGUUAUACCUAAAUCCCCAUCUCUGGCUGCCCGUCCAGCUCCUCCCAGUACGCCUUCAAAAGUGUCGCCAAAUCUACUUUUCCACGUACAUGGGCAUUCGCACUCUGCGUGGGGCGUCUCGCACCUCGGAAAAAUACCAGUCAUAAAUCCUGGUCCGCUUCGGGACGGAAGAUUUGCAAUCGCCACUAUUGAGCAUGGUCUAGGAUUAGGGUUGGUAAGGCGGUGGAUAUUAUCUUCACUAGAGUUCGCUACUGUAUAGAUAGUAGACAUUACAAUUUGCUGUUACGUAGAUCGGUACAGAUGCGCAUCAACCCAUGUUAAUACUGUAUAUAAAUUCUCAUGCCACUCUAACCACAA
Messenger RNA from Spizellomyces punctatus DAOM BR117, 1292 nucleotides. RefSeq lists its product as uncharacterized. The transcript is spliced from 6 exons. Gene Ontology annotation, molecular function: hydrolase activity. The record is from RefSeq and is a predicted model, not a curated record. The coding region runs from base 61 to 1194 and encodes 377 amino acids. Lineage: Eukaryota; Fungi; Chytridiomycota; Chytridiomycetes; Spizellomycetales; Spizellomycetaceae.